Balaenoptera musculus (blue whale) is the source of this 747-nucleotide messenger RNA. Its product is annotated as gastrokine-1-like. The transcript has 6 exons. The record is from RefSeq and is a predicted model, not a curated record. Gene Ontology annotation, biological process: regulation of cell population proliferation. Bases 37 to 510 code for a protein of 157 amino acids. NCBI's taxonomy places the organism in Eukaryota, Metazoa, Chordata, Mammalia, Artiodactyla, Balaenopteridae.
CCUUCUCCCCGGCUUCAUUGCUUUGGUGAAGUCAAGAUGAAGUUCACAAUUGUCUUUGCUGGACUUGUUGGCAUCUUUCUGACUCCUGCCCUUGCUAACUAUAAUAUCAAUGUCAACAACAACAACAGUGGUGGAAGUGGGCAGCAGUCAGUGAGUGUCGACAAUGAACAUAACGUGGCCAAUGUUGACAAUAACAACGGAUGGGACUCGUGGAAUUCCGUCUGGGACUAUGAAUCUGGCUUUGCUGUAACCAGGCUCUUUAACAAGAAGUCAUGCAUUGUGCACAAAAUGAACAAGGCAGUCAUGCCCUCUCUUCAAGCCCUUGAUACAUUGGUCAAGGAAAAGAAGCUUCAGGGUAAAGGACUAGGGGAACCACCUUCCAAGAGCCUGAUAUACACAGUCAACCCUGACAAAGUCGACAACCUGGACCAGUUUGGAAAAUCCAUCGUUGCCAUGUGUAAGGGGAUUCCAACAUACAUGGCUGAAGAGAUUCAAGGUGAGCAAGCCUGAUUUUAUACACAGGAAAAUGCUUCAGUAUUGAUGUACUCUGGAUUCUGAACAUUUCCUUCUGUAGAGCAACAGUGGAGAACUAAAAAAAAAAAAAAAAACGUUGUUGUGGGUUUAGCCAUCAGAAUAUUCUAUGCAGAAAAAUAUGGGUUCUAAUGGUUUUUAAUCAUGUCAUUCUGAAAUGUUUUCUCCUAGUCCUGUCUGGUUUCUUUAAGUGUCAAUAAACCUAUUUAGCACUGA